Penicillium waksmanii is the source of this 834-nucleotide messenger RNA. RefSeq names its product HIG1 domain-containing protein. Gene Ontology annotation, cellular component: mitochondrial inner membrane. Gene Ontology annotation, biological process: mitochondrial respiratory chain complex IV assembly. The coding region runs from base 1 to 834 and encodes 277 amino acids. NCBI's taxonomy places the organism in Eukaryota, Fungi, Ascomycota, Eurotiomycetes, Eurotiales, Aspergillaceae. The transcript is spliced from 2 exons. The record is from RefSeq and is a predicted model, not a curated record.
AUGAAGAUUCUCACUAAGGAAGAAGAGGCUGCCCACUACAGCUCUGUCGUCCGCGGCGGCACUGUCGGCGGCCUCCUCGGUCUAGUCGGCGGCGCAGCUGGUGUCCUCCUUGCUGCCCGACGAUUCCACACCAUCCGCAAUCUGACACUUCCUAUGAAGGCCUUCCUGGUAACAUCGACCGGAACCUUCGUCGGAAUCAUCGCCGCCGACCACGCCUCGCGCGACUUCGAAGCAAAGAAUAACGCUGAGAAGCAAUGGUACGAGAACCGUGAAGAGCGCCUGCGCGCUGAGGAAGCUCGCAGUCUGAGUAUGACCGACCGCGCUAUCGCCUUCGCCCGCCGUGAAAAGUACAAGAUCGUCACUGCUACCUGGAUUGCCUCCAUGGUCGGAUCGUUCGCCCUCGUCAGUCGCAACCCUUACCUCUCUGGUCAGCAGAAGAUUGUCCAGGCCCGUGUGUAUGCACAGGGUCUGACCCUCGGUGUGUUCUGCGCAUCGGCUGCGUUUGAGAUGUCUGAUCGCCGUCGUGGUCAGGGUAUGCUUGAUGCUGCUAAGAAGGGCAAGGGGCAGGCUAAGCGCGACGCUGCUGAGCCCGAACCCGUGCAUAACAAGAACCAGGAGGAGGGCGAUCUGUGGAAGGAGAUGGUUGCUGCCGAGGAGCAGCGCCUACAGUCAAAGCACCAACCCCUGUACCAGAAACACGAGGAAGCAGGCGAGAAGAAAGAGUCUGAAACAGAGUCCGAGUCCGAGUCCAAGUCUGAGGAGGAGGGCAAGGAGCAAGAAAAGGCUCAGCCAAAGGAGGAGUCCAAGGCCAAGGGCACUAAGAAGCAGACUUAG